This is a messenger RNA of Vanessa tameamea, 6497 nucleotides long. Its product is annotated as centrosomal protein of 290 kDa-like. The record is from RefSeq and is a predicted model, not a curated record. Lineage: Eukaryota; Metazoa; Arthropoda; Insecta; Lepidoptera; Nymphalidae. The transcript is spliced from 31 exons. The coding region runs from base 59 to 6322 and encodes 2087 amino acids.
AAGUUAAGUCGUUAACCCUAGUGAUCCUAUUGUCUUCUUCGAGUAUAAAGCAAUAAUAAUGGAAAUGGAUUGGAAAGAAAUAAUAAGUUAUUCUCAAAAAGAAUUGAAACAAGCAGAAAAAGAUAAACUUUGCGAAAGUUUGUCCUGGAUGGAAGCUGAUGAUAUUGAACUAAACUUUAGUGACUUAAAAACUUUAUUUCGUCUCUCUCAAGAUAUUCUAAAAUAUAAAACCGAACAAGUAAAUUCUCCUGCCAUGAGUUCCGCAAGCAUGUUUGAAACAAUUGCUCAUCAAGAGGAAGUUAUAAGGGCAAAUAAGGAGGUCCUCGAACAACUUUAUGCAGAGAUUGCUGAAUUGGAAGGGCGGAAAAUUAAAUAUAGUGAAAAAACUCUUGUACAACAAGAUAGUGAUUCGAGUCGAAAUACGUUAUCUGAAAUUAACGAGAUCGCGCAGUUAGAAAAUGAAAUAUCUAAAAGAAAUAGACACAUAAGAAAAUUACUCGCCGACGUUAAAAUUUUGGAAGAAGAAAAUACUUCUUUAAAAGAUAAAUUACCAGUUUUCAAAGAAAAGUUAAGAGAAGCAACACAUCUUAUCGAAAAUCUAACCCAACAGUUAUUUACUCUAAGUAACAAUGUUACAAGUCUAAAAGAACAUCUCGGUAGAACUGAACAAGAAAAGGCUAAUUUAUAUAUUGAAGUGGAAAACUUGAAAAAAGAUGUAAAUGACAAAUAUUUAAAAUAUGAAAAAGUAGAGGUGGAUGCUAAAAGUAAAUUACAACAGUUAAAGAAUUUAUUGAAAUCAAAAACAGAAGAAAUCGUACGUUUGUCAAAUGAAAAUUCACAAUUGAAAGAAGACCUUACAUUAACAUAUAAUAAAAUAAAUUCUCCAAACAAACCUUCUCAAGAAGAAUUAAAAAUAAAAGAAUUACAAGAAAAACUAGCAGAAGCCUCGGACGAAAUAAUAAAGUCUGCAGACAUAAUAAAAGUAUUGUCAAAUGAAAAUAAGCAAUUAAAAUCAGUAAUUGAUGAUAUAGCUGAUAAUUCUCUAACUGACCAAAAAAAUGAAAGUGAUGAUGGAAAAGAAAAGAAUAUGAUUAUUAAACUUAAGAAAAAAGUAAAAAAUUUAAAUGACGCUCUUAAAUGUUCGGAAGAUAUGAUAGCUGUAAGAGAAAGAGAGCUUACCGAAACUGCUAAGCAACUACAACUGCUUAAAUCAGACGACGGUAUAAAUACGUUGAUAGAAGGAAUUAAGAAAAAAAAGAGAGAUUUAAAAAUAAGAGAUGAAGGUAUAAAAAAUCUUGUGCACGAAGUAAAUAAUUUAAACCAGCUUGUAAGUGAUCUUCAACUUGAAAAUGAAACAAUGAGAGAAAAACUGCAAAUAUCAUUUAAUAAGAAGAUUGACUCUCAUGGGAUUUUAAAAAAAAUUAAUGACAUCAAAAGUAAUAAUACAGAACUCGGAAAAAAAGUAAAAAAAUACGAGAAUAAGCUUAUUUCCCUCGAGAUAGAUAACCACGACAAGGAUACAAUAAUUUCGAAUUUAAAAGCAAUGAUGAAUAUGGCUGACGUUGAUAAAAAUAUAAAUAUUGGUGGUCUUGAUAAUGAUGGAACAGAAAAUGGAUGUCCAGACAAUAUUUCAGUAGGUGAAAAUAGUUCAAAAAUAUCAGAUAUGCAAGCCAUUAUUGAAGAAAAUGAAGGACUUAGAAACGGGCUAACUGAAAUUCUGAAUUUGUUAAAAGAUAAUAGCAAUACAAGUUCUGGUAGUGUCUUAGCGAUAGAAUGUCCAAGUUUAGAAGCUAUUUUAAAUUCAUUGCUGGCACGGAAAGCAGCGGGUUGGUUUUCACCACAUAUGAAAACGGUAAUGGAAUUAAAAGCGGCAGUAGGUAGCAAAGAUGCCUUAAUGUCUGCACUAAAUGAAUCAAGGAAGGAAACUUUUAACGUAAUGGCAAAAUUGAAUACAGAGGAACAAAGGUCAUCGAAAUUAGAAAAAACAUUACAAGAAAUUAAGAACAAUUUAAAAGAAGAUAAUGAAGACAAUGUUUCGAGUACAACGGAUAUCAGUAUUGGAGAAUUUGGAUCUUGGAUGAUACACACUAAUUACGACAAUAUCGAUUUAAAGAACGAAAAUGAUAUUCGAAGUAUAGUUUCUAAGGGAAACAUGUGGUUUGAAAACCAGUUCAAAGAAGUUAUUCAAUAUUUCCAUAGUAAAUUUGCAACACUUUUUGAUAAGCUUACAGCUUUGACGAUAAGUACAGCUGAUGAUCGCAAUAAAUGGAGCCUUCAAGAAGAAAAUUAUAAAGCAGAAAUAGAAAAUUUAAAAUCCCAAAUAGAUGAAAACGACGAAAGUAGUAGUAGUACACAUUCUCCUGGAUUAAUAAACAUGACAAAAUCAAACUUUGUAGACAGAAAGUACAUUUUUUUAGAGGAAUCUUAUAAACAAAUAAGAACACUAAAUGAAAAUAUAAAAAAUGAAUACUUAGAAAUUAAAAAAGAAAAAUUGAAUGAAGCUUAUGAAUAUGAAAGAAAGAUUCAAAAUUUAAUACAAUCUAUUAUAAAUUUAAGUGACAAGUUACGCAAUUCAGUUCCAUUUGAAUUAUUUUUUAAACAAAAUAAUAUGUUAAAUGAUUUUAUUCUAAAAUAUAGAAAUGCUAGGGAAACAAAUAUAAAUAAAUACAUUCUAUCAGAUGAUUUACUUAAACGGUUAGAAAAAGACAAAUAUGAAAUAUUAGAAAAUCUUCCCAAAUCAGUACAAUUUACCAAAACUGAUGAAAAUAAAAACAUAGAAGAAAUUAUAUCAAAUAUAGACAAUUCCGUCCUUCAAAAACAGUUGAAACAAACGGCUAACGAAUUACAAAUCAAAAAUAAUGAAAUAGAAAAGUUAGAGAAGACAAUAUUGGAUUUACAAAAUUCACAAUCAGAAAUACUAGAUAAGUCCUUAAAUUCUGAACCAGGUGAAUACGUAAAUUAUCUUAAGGAACGAAUGGAAACAUUAAAUGAGCAAAACAAAAUACUAAAAGAACAAUAUCAGCAAACUGGAAAUAAACUAGAUAAUGUGCUGUUGGAGCUACAAGCAUAUAAAAAUAAAGAACUAAGCAACCAUAAAGAAAUAAAUAUGUUAAGGCAUCAAAUUCUAGAUCUACAGUCUGAUGGAGAUGUUAAAGCUUCAAUGGCGAGAAUAAGCGGUGAAGUUUUAUUAGCACAAAUGCAAAGUUCGGAAAAUCAAAACAAAAUUGAAUCUCUUAAGCUUGCUUUAAAUCGAGAAAAAGAACUUAGAGCUGAAACCGAAGAAUUGUUAAUGAGCCGUCAAAAGGUGUUUGAUAUUUAUAUCCUUCGAUACGAUACAAAUUUAAGGAAGUUGAAUGAAGUCAUUGAUGUAUUAAGACAACAAUAUCAAGGAAGCUUACCGCUCAUUUCUGUUGAAAACUUUAUAAAUAAAGCAGAAGACAUUCAACGUAAAUCCGUUGACAUUGAUAAUAAACUUAACGAAAUAGAAGAUUUGCAAUCAACUUUAAUGACAAAACAUAGUGUUUAUAAUCAAAUAUUAGAGAUGACCGCUGUCAAAUGCUCAGAUGACGAGGACAUUUGCCCGCAUAAAAUCAAAAAUAUUAUUACAGAAGAAACCCAAAAACUUGAAAUAGAACAUUACAAAAGAAAAAUUAUGUCAUUAGAACAAUCACACGAAGAACUUUUAAAGCGAUGUUGCCUUCUAGACAAAACAUUGAUUUUGCUCAAUCAAGGAUUUAAACUAAACGACCUUUCAACUCAAAAUGGAACUCAUAAAAAACAAAAGGAGCAUAUAAGUUUAGAAGUUGAAGAUAUUCAAUCGGACGAUGACAUGAGUAGCAGAAGAAGUCGUACACAAACCUUAUCGCACCCUAAAAUGGAUGUAAACAUUAUCAACGAAAGUAAAAGUCACACAGAAGAAACAGUUCAUAAAACAUAUCCACAAAAUCUACCACAGAUCAAUGUUAAAAUAAACCAACAAACACAAACUUUUUGGAAUGAAAAGAAAUUAGAUGUUAAGCUAAUACAAACGGAACUUGAUAAAAACCAAGUUGAAUUAAAUUCACUGGUAGACAAUCUUUUAUCGGAGAAAAAGCAAAAAGAAAGGAUCAUUGAAGAAACUAAUGCAAUAGCUAAACAGAGAGUACAGGAAAUAUUGCGUCUUAAUAAAGAAAAACAUGAAAUAAGUACAAUGCUUAAAAAUGUAACUGACUUAUGUAAUCAAAAAGACGAAUCAAUUAAAAAGUUAGAAUUGAUCCACGAAUCACUGAAACAAGAAAUCAGUGAUCUACAAUCAAAUCGAGUCAAGGAAAUAAACAAACUAAAUGAAGCAGUGAGUGAAGAAAAGCAGACUCUUUUAAUAGAAAUUAAGAAAAUAGAAAAUGAUAAAAACGAAAUAAUAAGUGAAUACAUACAGUUAUUGAGCAAGGAAAGAGAGGACUAUACAAACUCUUUGAAAAGCUUACAAAAUAAACUAAAAGAUUUGCAAAUUAAAUUGGAUACGAGAAAAACUGAAGCAAUCACGUCCCAAGAUGACGUUAGUAAAGAGUCAAGCAUUAAGUUUACGUUAAAAAUUUGCAAUUUAGAAGAAAAAUGUUUUAACCUACAGAGUGAAUUAGAUGGAUACAAAGCAGAUUUCGAUAACCAGCAAGGAGAAUUAGAACGGUGGAAGAGUUUAGCAUCCGAGAGACUUAAUAAAAUGGAACAACUUAGUACACAAUUAAAGGAAAGGCAUACACAAGAAGUAGAAUCGUAUAAAACAGAAAAUCAACAUUGGCUUACACAGUUAAAGGAGACGCAACGCGAACACAUAGAAUUAAGAGCCCGAUUAACUGAACAAAGAACUUUGCACCUAAAGCAGUUGUCGGAAAAAGACAAUCACAUUGAACAGCUCCGUUCAGUUGUAAACAAUCUUAAGACGCAAAUUCUAAAUAUGCAAACUAUGCUCACCAUUAAUGAUCCUAGCUUCGAUCUCUCUGCAAUCGUAGAGGUUGAUGAAGUUAGCGAUGGAGUAUCACAACAAGGAUCGGAUAGACUAGAAUUAAAAUUUGAUUCAACGGUUGACUUUAAUGAAGCACAAGAAGAUUUUGCAAAAUUACCUUGUAGUUCUACUGCGAUAUGGCAAGAGCCAUUGAUAGAACGUUUGCGAAGAGAGAAGCAGUUAAUGGCCAAACAGAAUACAAUAUUACGUAGACAGGUCAAAGUUCUAGCAGCAAGAGAACGGAGGUCCCGAUUGGAUGCACAGAAUCUGAAAAAUCAAGUAUUCCGCAUCAGCACCACCGGUAACAAAGUCCCAUCAGCGGAGUCAGCGGCGCUACAAAGUAAGAUCGCGUCGCUGCAGACGCAACUCACAAGCGCGCGUCGCGACGCAAAUUCGAACGUCGCGCUCUGGGAUAAGUGGAAAAGAACGCAACAAGCAUCAGAGCGGUGGCAAGCACGUUACGAAGAAAAAUGUCAAGAGGUUAAGAAAAUAGAAACGAGUUUGAAUAUGAAUAAAUCAGCCGUAAACAGAUUAGAAAAAGAAAAGCGUAUUCUUCUGUCCAGACUUGGAGAAGAUAGACAAGAAAAACAUUUAGCAAUAGAAAAACAAGAUGCCGAAGAGUCAGAGAAAGUCUCGUCUAGGAGCGAGCAAUGCCAAAGUCCUCCAGCUUUAUCUACACGGGCGAUGCUUGGCAGGAUCGAGGCACAGCAACGGAGGAUCGCCGCGCUUGAACUCGCUGAAAGGGGCAAUGAAACCUUAGUCUCAGAAUACGAAAAGUCUCUGGCACAAAUAACAUCACUCAAAGGGCAAGUGUUAAAACUCGAAUCCACACUUCUUGAGGCUGAAAUUCGUUCUCCGUUUAAAUCUACGAUUGAUAGCCAGCCAAGCCAAGAGUUACAAUAUUGGAGGAAUUACUGCGAUAUGUUGAAAGAAGAAAAUAUGCAAUUGACACUAAGAGUGAACUCUAUGGAUGUUACUCCUACUUCGGCUCAUCAGCAUCGCAUCAAUGACUUGGAACAGACUGUCCUUACUCUGAGAGGGCUUGUAAGUAAAUUGCAAGCGGACCAAAAGUCUUCAUCUACGAGUAUUCAAAAGCGAGUUGACUCUCGACCUGGUAGUGGACGAAGCGGAACUGAUAAGGUUCGAAGUCAGAUAGAAACAUAUCGUAUCGAAAUAUCCAAUCUCAAAAGAAGCAUCUCAGAAAAAGACGCACUUUUGGAGAAAUCAAAGGACAUGUUGAAAGUCACCGCUGAAAGAGAAGACCAAUUAUUGAGAGAGAAUAUGAUGAUUCGCCGUCGUUUAGACCAACUAAGGGAAGGUAAAGGAGGUUUCAUGUCAGCAUAAAAUUGGAGAUAAGGGAAAAUGAAACACAAAUCUAAAUUUUUAACAAUGUAAUCGUAAAAAAUUAGCCAUUUUCGUCAUAAAUAAACCUAACCAAAAAGCACAAAUUUCGUCUUAUUACUUUAGUAACAAAAUGUAAGCACAGAAUUCAUAAGUACAAUAAAAUGAUAUGAGGCCU